Molecule: messenger RNA, 1068 nt
Organism: Fonsecaea multimorphosa CBS 102226
Lineage: Eukaryota; Fungi; Ascomycota; Eurotiomycetes; Chaetothyriales; Herpotrichiellaceae
Exons: 1
Coding region: 1-1068 (355 amino acids)
Source: RefSeq, a predicted model, not a curated record
AUGUCGGCUUUCGUGUCUAUCAGCCCUGUACGCGGCACCAUGGAACUUGUGUGGGGCUGCGUCUUUACAAUCAUCAUCUGCACUUGGAAUCUUCAGCAUCUUACGAUCCCUUCUCCCAACAAGUCCGCAUGGAGGGUUAUGGGCAACAAAGUCCUUUGGGCCUUUCUCACCAUGAUUGCCCCGGAAUUUGUGUGUAUGCUGUCGUUUGAUGAGCAUUAUUUUGCUCGCACACAAACUCGAAAGAUGCAGGAUCAUGGGUUUCCUUGGUGGACGACGAAACAUUCAUUCUUCGGCAUGAUGGGCGGAUACCUCUUGGAGUACCAGAAUAAGGGCAAAAUCAUCGUCGGAGCGGCAGAGAUCCGAUGGCUGGCAAGCUCAAGCUUGUUAGUUCUUCCAGAGGUUACGUGUCGGGAGAUCGACGGUCUGGCCCGUGAGAAAACCUUUCAAAAAGCAAUCGCUGCCGUACAACUUGUAUGGUUCGCUCUUCAAUGCAUUGGCCGUGCAGUGGAGCGGAUGGAGUUGGCUCUCUUUGAAGUCACAACGCUGUGCUUUGUCACCUACGCGGUUGUCACCUUGAUCUGCUGGUGGAAGAAGCCCAGUGGAGUCUCUUUACGGAGGACGAUCUCAUGCCCCUCAAUCAGCGUCCAAGAUAUCGACAGAAUGCUCGAUAGCACAAAGGGCGACAGGCGUUUGCUGAUGCAGAAAUUGCAUAUACGCCAAUUUAACGUUGCAAGUGACCACCUAACUUACUUUUGGUUUUUUAUACUGUGGCUUCUGGCCGGAGGGAUUGGGGCAUGGCACCUUUCUGCGUGGAACUACUCGUUCCCUACCUCAGCUGAGAGCACACUGUGGAGAGUGUCGAGCAUUGUUGCGACCAUCGGUCCCACCAUCCUCUUGUUCCUCGUUAUUACAGACAACCGAGUUUUAGACUGGGUUCUCUCCUUGCUUAUAGCCGUCUAUGUUGCUGCAAGAUUAUUCCUGCUUGUCGAAACGAUCAUAUCGUUGCGGUCAGCGCCAGCAGGGAUCUACCAGCGUGUUAGGUGGAGUGAUGCCAUCCCUCAUUUCUGA